AGGUCUGACCUUCUAAAGAAGGAUCCAGUUGGUCUUCUUCGAAUGGUCCUACAACACGAGGCUUGUGUUACUCUAAGAAAUCCCUUUAUCCAAACUAUUUGUGGAGAUAGAGAAAUCUUAGAAAAAGAUUUAUGUGGUCUUCUUCAAAUAAUUUUACAACACGAGGCUUGCGUUGCACACAGAAAUAACUUUAUCGAGGCUAUUUAUGAAAACGUCGAUAUUUUAAAAAAGGAUUUGGUCAAUAUUCUUCAAGUUAGCUUUGCGAAUAAGGCCUGCAAUACUCUUAAAAACUUGUGCAUUUUAAUUUAUUGUCUAGAUGCCGAGACAUUUUUUGAAUCUCCAUAUUUCUUAAAAUUAAAAAAAUCUCAUAUUAAAGAGAUUUUACUUCAGGAUUACAUUAGUCUAGACGAGAUUCAAAUUUGGAAUUAUUUAUUAAAAUGGGGAGCGGCACAAUCUUCCUUAGAUCUAAAUAAUAGGGACGAAUGGACAGUCGAAGAGUUUCUAAAAUUAAGGGAUAUUUUUCAAGAAUUAAUACCCUUAGUCAGGUGGUUUCAAAUACCCGCGGCCGAAUUUCGAAAAGAAAUGAAAUUAUUUAAAAGUUUACUUUCAGAGGAUUUAUUUCUAGAUGUAAUAGGUUAUAGUUUAGAUCCUAACACGCCACCUAAUACAGUUAUGUUACCAUCAAGAAUUCUUUCAUCGUUAAUUAGCAAAGAUCAAUUUAGAAAAUUGACAGAUAAGAUUAACGAACGUAGCGUAAAAAUAUACGAGGGCUACUUUAAACUUUUAUAUCGCGCUAGUCGAGAUGGUUUUAAAGCCUGCGAUUUUCAUAGGUUAUGUGAUGAUAAAGGUGCAACCGUUUUUAUAGCAAAAUGUCAAGGGCCUGAUGAAUUAAUUGGAGGAUAUAAUCCGUUUAGUUGGAAAUCCUACAGUUUGCGCUCUCAAAAUACCGGCCGCUCUUGGGGAGACACAGCGGAAAGCUUUUUAUUCUCUUUUGAUGGCCUAAAUUUAAAUAACAUUGUUUAUCCUCUCCCCCAGGAUACUCAACACGCCGUUUCGUAUGAUACUAACA
Molecule: messenger RNA, 1069 nt
Organism: Acaulospora colombiana
Lineage: Eukaryota; Fungi; Glomeromycota; Glomeromycetes; Diversisporales; Acaulosporaceae
Source: the annotation of a GenBank genome assembly